AUGGAAGUGACAGGGCUCUUUAAAAGCCAACGUGUUGUUUUUCCAAAAAAAUCAGAUAAUUAAUUUCAAAUUACUAAGAUUGUUAAUUUAUUGAAACAAAAGGAAAUUUAAUACGUAUAUUAAUUUAGAAAAAUGAGCAGUAAUAAUAAUCCUAAAGAUAUUCUUGGUCUUACUAAGAAGAUUUACGAAGAAGUUAUUAACAGAGUAUGCUAAAAGCUGCUCGAUGACCACGAAGAAAAUGAAGGAUUGGCUGAAGAAAUUAUUGAUUAGUUAAAAUCAGUAUGGAAAAGAAAAAUAGAAGAGCGUAAAGUUUAUAUAGCCGCAGAAUAACCAAAUAACUAAGCCAAUGAGGGAACUCAGAAGAAAGAAGGAUCCACUUCAAAUUAAUCCAAAUAGAGCGGUAGUGUGCUCUAACCUAGUAGUGGAAAGAACGAACUGUCUGAUGAAAAAACUUAAGAACUUUUGCAUAACGUCUUUUAAUAGAAAAUAGUCCACAAUCACCCUAACCCUGAUAUCCAAGGCAACACCAUUAAAAAAAUAAAAACAGAAGACAACUCGAAUUAUUAGCCUCCAUAUACAGCAAGCACAAAACUAGAAGAAAUAAGCCCUAAUUUUGGUGCAUCUGACAAUCAAGAUGAAUUCGACAAUCACCGUUUACAACAUGAAAAUGCCUAGAUAACCCAUCAUAACUAAAAACCAGAGGCAAGUAUAGAAGCAGAAGAUUUUCAUAGAUAGCAUAGUCACAGAAAUAUCAAAUAAGAAGAUCAAGAAAUAGAUUUCAACAUUGCUAUUGUACUUAUAUUUAUUUAUAUUCUACAUUUAUUUUCUAUUUAUUUAAAUACAAUUAAUUUAUUUUCUUGCUUGCUUUAAAAUCGAAAUUACUCAAAAGUAAAGCACCAAACACACACAAUCAAUCACUUUCAAUCUAAAAAAAAAUCAAAUUUAAAACAAAAAAAUACACUAAAAAAGAGAGCCAACAACUAAGAAGAUGAAGACAGUGACGAUGACUAAAUCGACGAAUAAGAAGACAAAAGAAAAAAAGAAAAUAAAAACGAACUUUUCUUGCUUCAGUAGGAUGAGCAUAAAACAGAUUGCUAUAUCUGUGGAUACUACAGCGUUAUGAAAAAGAAAACAGCUAAAAAGUUUAAAAUAUCUUUCGAAAAAAUGAUACUUUCAGCCGAUGGAAAAGAUUACAUUCUUGCUGGUCUCAGUGGAGACCUUGAAUGGUGA
Molecule: messenger RNA, 1230 nt
Organism: Tetrahymena thermophila SB210
Lineage: Eukaryota; Ciliophora; Oligohymenophorea; Hymenostomatida; Tetrahymenidae
Product: transmembrane protein, putative
Exons: 4
Biological process (GO): transcription by RNA polymerase II; transcription initiation at RNA polymerase II promoter
Cellular component (GO): transcription factor TFIIA complex
Source: RefSeq, a predicted model, not a curated record